Molecule: messenger RNA, 1913 nt
Organism: Cucurbita pepo subsp. pepo (vegetable marrow)
Lineage: Eukaryota; Viridiplantae; Streptophyta; Magnoliopsida; Cucurbitales; Cucurbitaceae
Product: nuclear transport factor 2
Cellular component (GO): ribonucleoprotein complex; cytosol
Molecular function (GO): mRNA binding
Source: RefSeq, a predicted model, not a curated record
AAAGAAAUAUGGACCCAAUGAUCUGAUGAAGCAAUCUCGAAGAACGGCUGAGCUUACAGAGAAACGCAAACACCUCGAAACCCAAAUAAUCAUAAGAAAAUAUAACCAAAAAUCACCAAAAACCCAAAAAUCAGUGGCGGAGAAGAAGAAUAUUCCCUGUGAAUUUAUCCCGAGCUCUCUCUCGCCCGCUGUAUCGCUUAAACCCUUGCGUUCUUUCGCUCUCUGCUGCUCUCUCUCUCUCUGGUUUAAGGGUUUCGAUCAAAUGGGGACGCCCUUUCACAUUCCGGUCACUGCCGCUCAGGUGGGAACGUACUUUGUUGGGCAGUACUAUCAGGUUCUUCAGCAGCAACCUGACUUUGUUCAUCAGUUUUAUUCUGAUGCGAGUACUAUGCUUCGUGUUGAUGGCCAUUUCAGGGAGUCCGCCACUGCAAUGCUGCAAAUCCAUGCUCUUGUGAUGUCGCUUAGUUAUACCGGGGUUGAGAUCAAGACAGCACAUUCAUUAGAAUCAUGGAAUGGUGGUGUUCUUGUGAUGGUUUCUGGAUCUGUUCAAAUGAAGAAUUUCAAUCAAAUGAGAAAAUUUGUGCAAACUUUUUUUCUUGCACCCCAAGAGAAAGGCUAUUUUGUUCUGAAUGAUAUCUUUCACUUUGUUGAUGAGGAGCCAGUGCACCAUUAUCCAGCAGUCUUAUUAAGUCAGAGCAAUCUUGAUUCCACCUUGAAUGCUCCAACCACAGCUCCUGAGACAGUGCCCAAUUACUCACUGAAUGGUGCAGUCCAGGCCCCGCGAGAGUUUGCAACCCCAGUUGUCAAAGAAAAUGGUCACGUCGAUAACCGCAAGUUUGUCGAGCAGCAACUGCAGCAAGUUCCUGAGCCAAAAAGCAUUAUAGAGGAAAGUACAGCAGACGUAAAUUCUAUCCAUCAGAAUGCACCAACUGUUUCACCAGAUCCUUCCCCUGUUUCUGUUGAAGAACAUGCUGAGGAGCCCCAAAAGCAAACAUAUGCUUCAAUUCUUCGAGUUGCUAAAGGACAAGAAGCGCCCGCUUCCAUUGCUGCUUCUCAGUAUCCAGUUAGUAAGAGCACACCAUCUGCUUCAGAGAAAAACUACACUCCACCGUCCACCGCCCAGCAAUUAACUACAGCUCUCCAAAAUAACUCCGAAAGGGAACAGACAGGGGGCGAGUUCCCUUCUGUUGAUGAUGAAGGUGAAAUUAAGUCUGUUUAUGUAAGAAACUUGCCAUCCACUGUGUCUGCUUCAGAAGUUGAGGAGGAAUUCAAGCACUUUGGAAAACUCAGUUCUGAUGGGGUGGUUAUUAGGAGCCGCAAGGAUGUUGGUUUUUGCUAUGCAUUUGUCGAAUUUGAAGACGUCACUGGUGUCCAAAACGCUAUCAAGGCAGGUACUGCUCAGGUUGCUGGGCGUCAAGUAUACAUCGAGGAGCGGAGAGCGAACAGCAACGUCCCACACCAAGGAGGAAGAAGGGGUGGUAGAGGAAGAGGUAGCUAUCACACAGAGUCUUCUAGGGGGCAUCAUUCUAGCUCUCGGAGUUACAAUACAGGAGUUCGAGACGGAAGCGACCGUGAGUAUAUCAGACCGAGAGGCAACGGCUUCUAUCGACCUACUACUCGACAGGACAAAGUGAACCACAGCCACCAAAUAUCAAGAAAUGGAGAAAGUCCAUCAGAGUCAUCAUAGCUCAUCGUUUAGCAAAGCAACAGUUUUGGUUCUAGCAUUAUCAACAGAGGCACACUCACAUUACCACCUUGAAGAAUAAUUUGAGUCAGUUUAAGCUAAUAUUAUUUGUCUAAGGGAAUAUGAAUUGCAUCAUUAUUUUUUCCAUUGGGUUUCUUGAUUUAAACAACAUUUCAUGAAACUCACUGCAUUUCCUCAUUGUUUUAAAUAUAAUCAAAUUUUGUCUCUA